This is a messenger RNA of Capsella rubella, 2460 nucleotides long. RefSeq lists its product as uncharacterized. Gene Ontology annotation, molecular function: RNA-DNA hybrid ribonuclease activity; nucleic acid binding. The transcript is spliced from 4 exons. The coding region runs from base 1 to 2460 and encodes 819 amino acids. NCBI's taxonomy places the organism in Eukaryota, Viridiplantae, Streptophyta, Magnoliopsida, Brassicales, Brassicaceae. The record is from RefSeq and is a predicted model, not a curated record.
AUGAAUCAGAAGCUUACUGCUCCAGUCUCAGAAGAAGAAGUUUACCAAGCUCUUUCCCAUAUGAGUGUAGACAAGGCACCAGGACCUGAUGGACUAAAUGCAGGGUUCUACAAAUACCAUUGGAAUGCUAUAAAAUCAGAGUUUCAGACAGCUUUUAUUCCAGGCAGACUCAUAACUGAUAACAUUAUUGUCACUCAUGAACUCCUCCAUUCUCUUCGUACUAAGAACUUAAAAACUCCUUACAUGGCUAUAAAGUUGGAUAUUGCAAAAGCCUUUGAUAAAGUGGAAUGGAACUAUAUUGAGGCUGUUAUGAAACGUUUGGGUUUUGCAGAAAAGUGGUGCUCCUGGAUCAUGAAGUGCAUCACUACAGUAUCAUAUUCAGUCCUUGUUAACGGCUCUCCUUCCAAGAAAAUCAUCCCCCAAAGAGGCAUACGACAAGGUGACCCUCUUUCACCAUAUCUUUACUUGCUUUGUACAGAGGGGCUUUCAUCUCUUCUUUCAGCAGCUGUCAAAAGUAACAAUAUUCAUGGCUUCAAAGCCAGUAGAAGUGGACCAAAAAUUUCUCAUAUGCUGUUUGCUGAUGACUCUCUUCUCUUUUGUAAAGCUAAUGAAGAGGAAUGCAAAAGAAUCUUGGAAAUUCUCAAAUUAUAUGCCUCAGCUUCAGGACAACAUAUCAACUUCCAGAAAUCGGCCAUACUGUUUGGUAAGAAAGUAGAUACCAAUCUUCAGGAUUGUAUUAAACACCACACAUGUAUCCUUAAGACUGGGGGAUUUGGAAGAUACUUGGGUUUGCCUGAAGCAAUGGGUAGAAGUAAGAAAGAUACAUUUUCAUAUAUCUGUCAGAAACUGCAAAAUAAGUUAGAAAGCUGGUAUUCUAAGUUUCUAUCACCAGGGGGAAAAGAAGUAAUGAUUAAGGCUGUGGCUACCGCUCUUCCCACUUACACAAUGUCAUGUUUCCUGUUACCUAAAAGAAUCACUUCUGAAUUGACAGGACAUAUCAGGAAAUUUUGGUGGUCAAGUAUCAAGGACAAGCACAAAAUUCCUUGGGUAGCCUGGAGUAAAAUAACAAAGUUAAAGCAAUAUGGAGGUUUGGGGUUCAGAGAUCUUCACCAUUUUAAUAUUGCCUUGUUAGCAAAGCAACCUUGGAGAAUGCUAAAACAGCCUCAAUCUCUCUUGACAAGAGUCCUCCACGCAAAAUACUUUUCCAACACUGGUUUAAUGGAUGCUACUUUGGGACAUAGGCCUAGCCAUGCUUGGAGAAGUAUCUUACAAGGCCUGCAGCUGAUCAAACAAGGUUUAAAAUGGAGAAUUGGUGAUGGUGAAACAGUCAGAAUCUGGCGUGACCCUUGGCUAGAUAAUCCUCCUCGCCCAGCAAGAAGUGUUAAUCAUCAGGAAGAACACUAUUUGACUGUUUCAAGCCUUCUCACACCGAACUCAUCAAAUUGGUGUCCUCAUAAGCUACAACAAACAGUUCAUCCCGAUGAUAUCUCUCAUAUCAUGAAAGUUAGGCCGCGUUUAAUCAAGAGUCCUGAUGUCCCUGUCUGGAUCUUUACAAAGGAUGGACAUUACACAUUUAUAUGGUCUCUUCAUGUACCACCGAAGAUAAAACACUUUUGGUGGAAAGUUCUCCAUAACGCUCUUCCAGUGACUGGAAACUUAGCUCUCAGAAAUAUAAAAAUACAGAAAGAAUGCAACUUCUGUGGUGAAGCUGAAGAAUCUAUCAUGCAUAUACUUUUUCACUGCAGGGACCUUCUCAAUGUGAAAGAGAGUGAGUCCCCAACAGACUGCCUAUUUCCUUUCAUUGGGUGGCGCAUCUGGAAAGCUCGAAAUGAUCUUUUAUUCCGAAACAAAAGAUGGGCUAUACCAACAAUUAUCCAUCAAGCUAUUAUGGAUUAUAAAUUGUGGAAGGAAGCCAGCAGUCUAAACCAGUCUUACAAUGGAAAGCCUCAGGAACAUAAAGACAGUAACAAUCCUCAAUCUCUACAUAGAACCAUGGAUCAGUCUAACUCUUACUUUUGUUACACAGAUGGUUCAUGGAUUAACUCCACUGACAAAGCAGGAAUCGGAUGGUCUUUGCACAACUAUCAAGGUAAAUGCCUUAUCAAGGGCUCCUCAUCUAUAGACCCUACCAUGACUGCGCUGGAAGCAGAGACCAUUGCACUCCGGGAAGCUAUCCUUCAAGUCAAGCGUUUAAAUUAUUACCCGGUUAUAUUUUGUGGAGACUCAAAGAUUCUUUACAGGUGCUUAGAUCAGCUAACAAAUGGAGAGCAUGCUGCUAAGGAAGUUGCAGAAAUUCAAAGAUACAUCGAAGAUAUCUUGGCGCUAGCAAAAGGCUCUUACAAAUUUAAAUUUAUAAGAAGAGAAGUCAAUGUAAUAGCUGACAUGCUAGCUAGAGAAGGUAGAACGAAUCAGACUCCUAUGAUUGUAUCUUGUUUUUUUGAUGUGUAUCUUCUCAUGUAA